Messenger RNA from Botrytis deweyae, 495 nucleotides. RefSeq lists its product as uncharacterized. The transcript has a single exon. The coding region runs from base 1 to 495 and encodes 164 amino acids. NCBI's taxonomy places the organism in Eukaryota, Fungi, Ascomycota, Leotiomycetes, Helotiales, Sclerotiniaceae. The record is from RefSeq and is a predicted model, not a curated record.
AUGACAGCUCAACCUCAACAAGCGAACAAUAUGGCUGCAUACAUUCCGAAUCAUCCAGAACUGCAAUACACAGGAGUCCACCCAAAUAGAAUGUUGGUGAUUAAUUUUAGACGGAAUGGUGGAGACGAUAUCCUUGAUCUCAUCAAGCAGUAUACUCUCCUAACUGAAAGACUAGUCCUCUACAUCGAUUUUACUCAGCCUAGUACUUUGACACCAGCAGAACAAGCCGCAAUUAAACGGCGCAUUAUCAAAAUUCGUGAUGCCAUCAACUACGUUGCCCCCGGUGCACUAUUUACAUCGAAUAAGAUUUUAACUGUGCAAGUGUUGGUCAACAUGAGCCAAUUUAGCACUUGGCGGCUUAAGAGCUGUGCCGGUCUCGCUGAAUUGGUCCCGAAGUGGGAUCUCAGAUGGCAAAUCAAUGGUGGAGCUACGAGAACUUGUUACAGAAGCGAGUUUGGCGAGGUGGUUGAUUUGGAACAAAUCAUCAUCAACUAG